Mizuhopecten yessoensis (Yesso scallop) is the source of this 4174-nucleotide messenger RNA. RefSeq names its product RNA helicase Mov10l1-like. Bases 6 to 3464 code for a protein of 1152 amino acids. The record is from RefSeq and is a predicted model, not a curated record. Lineage: Eukaryota; Metazoa; Mollusca; Bivalvia; Pectinida; Pectinidae. The transcript is spliced from 20 exons. Gene Ontology annotation, molecular function: helicase activity.
AACGCAUGAGAGAUCCCCGCUAUAGCCGGCUGAGGAAGUUGCAUGCUGAUCCAGACGUCAACAGAUGGUGUAAGUCAUAUACACAUGUGAUGUUCAGUGUGCUAAGUAAAGUUGUGAACUACUUUUGGACGGAAGAGGGAGAGGAUGGUAAUGAUAAUGAGCAUCUGAUUACUUCUCAAACCAAUGGAAAUGUCGAUCCCAAAAAUGAAAGUUUAUCUGACACCUCCGUGAAUAACAAGAGCAUUGACGGGAAAGUCACCCACCUUUAUAACACUCAUGGCCUUAUAGACAACGAAAUUUACUUCUCAUUUGAUGCAAUUCAAGGAGAUCAAAAUCCAGUCAGAGGUGAUCAUGUGACUGGAGUUGCAAAGCAACAACACACAGAUGGAGGCUGGCAUGCGGACCAAGUGAUCCUUUGUUCUGACUUUUGGGAUCAAGAAGGAAAUUAUGUUGAGGAGGUUGAUCAUUCUGAACCUGAUGCUGUUGUAGGUGUUGUAACACAUUUUAAGGGGACAGAAGGUUACAUCAGCGAUUACAUCCAUUUCACCUUUCAAAAGAAUGAUGUUGGAGAAAAUAACUUCUUCCCUUGUAAUGGUGACUAUGUCACAGCAGAUAUAGCAAAAAAUGACGCAGGUCAAACUGAAGGUCGAAAUAUCCAGCCUGUACGUGUUGAAGAACGAGACGGUCAAGUCACAGGAGCAUUACAGAACCACGGAUACAUUGAGGGGGAGGUCUUUUUCAGCUAUGAUGUAUGUAAGGGGGGCUGGCGCCCUAAACAGUGGGAUAAGGUCAAGGUUGUUGCUGUGGAGAGUGUCCAGGGGAGAAACAAUUGGCGUGCAAUCAGUGUAGAGCCAGUAACUACGUCAUAUACUCCAAGUGCUAAAUUUCUAAUCAGCCCUACAAGAUCUUCCUUUCUUGAGGACUUACAGCGAGACAAGAAUGGAAUAGUGGUUUCCAUGAAAAAUGACUAUGGGGAUGUCCAAAUUGGGGAAACAAAGAAAAUGAUGAUAUGGAUUGAAAAUAAGGGGAAAUCACCCCAAUUAUUACAGAGAUGUCACUUUCCUGCAGAGGUUACACAGCUAAGGAUGGAGAGUAUGAAGUUAAUGAGGGAACAUGCCAUGAUGACCAGGGGUAACCAAACUGUAACAGGGAACAUAACUCUGUAUCCAGCAGCUUCACUAUACAUAAAUAUCCUCCUAGAACCCAGAUCUGUUGGCCUGGAGAAGCAAUUACUGAUCUUCACCUUUAAGGACUUUCGCAUUGGGCGAUACAUUACAGCUAACAUCCAGGAUGCGUACAGCACCCUUGUGACUACUGGUUCUCAGUAUCAGCAGCAGAAAAGAAAUGCUAUGUCUAGGUAUAGGACAUCUGUUAACACACCAGCAGGCUGGACCAUCCCUGGGGAAAAACCUUCCAGAGUGGGUUGGCGAAAGCUGUACCUACCGAGCCGACUGCCAACGUUCCCUGUGCCUGAGAGACUGCGUGACAGUAUACUGGAGGGUGAUGAUCUGGAGGCGGUAGUACCAGUUGUGGAGGAGGAGCUAGGGUAUGAGAAUUACACUGCCAGAUUCAAAACCCUGCUACACCUUGAGGAGAUUCAGAUGGAUAUUGACAUCAGGGAAUUUGACCUAGAACGGGUAAGCUUCAGACCUGUACGAGAAUUUUUGGCACUGAAGGUUCCUGGUUUGGCUGAGGGUCGUCCUUCCAUCCUGAUCGGAGACAGGAUUAUCGUCACAGAUCCUGGUGACUCCAAUGGACCAGCUUAUGAAGGAUAUGUUCAUGAACUGAUGAGUGAAGAUGUCCUGGUGAAGUUCAGUCAGAACUUCCACCAAACAAACAACGGCAAGGAUUUUAAUGUAGUCUUCACCUUCAAUAGGGCAUCUCUGAGACGAUGUCAUCAGGCGGUAUCAUUUGCUGUUAAUUUAGGAGAAAAUGUUGUGUUUCCGGCAACGCUGUUACCGAAGUUGUCUCGGUUAUUGACUUCAAACAAGAGCAGAGCAAGCGUAGUUCCUCUCAACUAUCAGAAGCCUGCAUCCAACAAGACACAAGCGAUGAGCUACUAUAACCAGUGGCUGAAUGAUCAACAGAAGGCUGCUGUAACCCGAGUCUUACAAGGACAGUGUCGCCCUCUACCCUACAUUUUGUUUGGACCUCCAGGGACAGGAAAGACUAUGACCAUCGUAGAAACUAUCAUUCAAGUUCUGAAGAAAAUGCCUUCGAGUCGGAUCCUUGCCUGUACACCGUCCAACAGUGCUGCAGACCUCAUAGCUGAGAGGAUACAUAAAAGUGGACAAGUGAAAACAUCUGAUAUGGUGCGGCUUAACGCUGUCCAGAGAAAUCAGGAGACUGUUCCAAAUUGUGUGCGGCCAUACUGUUGCUAUGGGGAUAACCUUGACCUUGCCAGCCACUACCGUGUGGUUGUGAGUACAUGUGCUUCUGCUGGGAUACUCUACACCCUUGGGAUCCAGGCUGGGCACUUCUCUCACGUGUUCGUAGAUGAGGCAGGCCAAGCAACAGAGCCUGAAUGUAUGAUAUCCUGUGGCAUGGUGGCUGGGGCAGAUGGUCAGAUUGUACUGGCAGGAGACCCAAUGCAGCUUGGACCUGUCCUGCGAUCCAAACAUUCGAGUAAAUUCGGUCUGGAACUCUCCUUUCUUGAGAGGCUGAUAAACAUGCCACUAUACCAGAGGAAUGAAAGCAUGUUUGCAGACCAUGGUUGUUUUGAUCCACUCUUGGUGACCAAGUUAGUGGAUAAUUACCGAUCCCACCAAGCAAUUCUGUCACUGUCAUCUCAGCUGUUCUACAAUGCGGAGCUACGGGAGCAGGCAGACAGACGGGUGACACAUGCUUUGUGUGACUGGCACAUGCUGACAAACACAGGCUUUCCAGUUCUCUUCCAUGGGAUCAGGGGUGAGGAUUCUCGUGAAGGUGAUAGUCCAUCCUGGUUCAAUCCAGCAGAAACUGUUCUGGUGGUCAGGUACCUACAGGGACUCAUGAGAGACGAGAAACAUCAAGUGGCUGCUGAAGAUGUGGGAGUGAUCACUCCCUACAGAAAACAGGUGGAGAAGAUUCGGCUGCUGAUUGAUAAACUUGGGAUGGACAUGGUUAAGGUUGGGUCAGUGGAGGAAUUCCAAGGUCAGGAGAAACCGGUCAUCAUCAUAUCUACGGUGCGAUCCACUGAACGUCUGAUAGGAUUUGACAUGAAGCAUUCCCUGGGUUUCUUGAGCAAUCCUAAAAGGUUCAAUGUAGCCAUCUCACGAGCCCAAUGUCUCCUCAUCAUCAUUGGCAACCCGUUCGUUUUGUCACAGGAUAAGUACUGGCAGACUUUGAUACAUUACUGUAUAGAAAACCACGCCUACACAGGAUGUGACCUUCCCGAUCUCUCACAACUGGAGGAGGUAAAAGGUCAAGGACGUAAAGAUUGCCCUGAAGAAGUCCAGGACACAUUAGAGGGAGACGUGAGCUGAAGUAGUGCAAAACUUAUUUCUUGAGUUGGAGCGAAUUCACAAUCAUCAUAGACCAACAUUUCUUAUUUCAAGACAAGGUGGUUGAAUGUUACAGCAGAUACUUGAACACAGUCAUGUUGAAAGGGAAAUUUGAAGAUAACAUUCUGUCUGAAAAGUACAUCAGUUAUUGAUAAUUACAAAUCAAAAUGUAAAUUUAUUUUUAUAUAUCACAAUGAUUAACAGAAUUGAGUGUUGAUUUCAGGAUAUCCAUUUUUUUUUAUCAGAUUCAUGAAAAUAAUUGUAUGUUGUCUUUGAAUGAAAGUGUUUCUGCUGUAUGUAUGAUCUAUUGUGGGAAUCAUGUUAGCAUGGUUAAAGUUUGACAUGUUGGUCGGGGCAUCUUCUGUCCCAAUGCUUUGACAUACCAAAGUCCUUAAAAUAGUAGCUGUUAUUCCCUGCUCAACGUUCAGCAUUAAGGGGUUAUGGCAACAACUGGUUCACACGUUGUCAGUAUGGGUAUUUACGGCAUGGUAUUUCAGUGUAGACUAGUAAGUAUAUUUACAUGUUAGUGUUUCGAAAUACAAUUCAAAUGAUACAAUUUGAUACUUUUUAAUGGCAAAAAAAUGCAAAGCACAAAGCCCACUUAAGAUCCUUACCACAUAUUAUUUUUUUUUAUUUUUUUAUUUUUUAUUUUUUCAAAUUUUUACAUUAGUAUACAAUACAGUUACAAUAUA